Messenger RNA from Fusarium coffeatum, 1908 nucleotides. RefSeq lists its product as uncharacterized. Gene Ontology annotation, cellular component: RNA polymerase III complex. Gene Ontology annotation, biological process: DNA-templated transcription. The record is from RefSeq and is a predicted model, not a curated record. Gene Ontology annotation, molecular function: single-stranded DNA binding. The transcript is spliced from 4 exons. Lineage: Eukaryota; Fungi; Ascomycota; Sordariomycetes; Hypocreales; Nectriaceae. The coding region runs from base 1 to 1908 and encodes 635 amino acids.
AUGCUUGUUACAAAACACGCUGCUGAGCUUUGUGCUCUUCUAGUUAACGACCUCCAUGGCGAACUUCCUUCGCGAAUCUUGAAUGCGCUACUGACCAAAGGCCGCUCGACGAUCGCGCAACUGAUCCAAUAUACCUCUCUCACACCGAAGUACUUGCGAAAUGGCCUCGCUGUCCUGAUCCAGCAAAACCUCCUUUACCAUCAUACAGACCCCAAUACCAACGUCACGAGCUACCAAGCGAAUGCGGAUGCGUGCUACAACCUUGCUCGGUCAGGAAAGAUUUUGUAUAUCAUAGAAAAUCAAUAUGGCAUCGCCGAACGAGAACUUGCCCAGACCCUGAUGCAACUGGGCCAUGCGCGAAUCGCAGAUCUUUCCCAAGCUUUCGGCUCAAGAGCGCCCAAAGUUAAUGGGCACACCAAUGGUGAUCAUGACUCACACGACGGACUCAUUGAGUCAGAAGGCCACCUGAACUCGGUUCUAGUUCGCCUGAUUCGAUCGGAAAUUGUUGAGACUGUCCGGCCGGAAAGCUUCCGCAACCCUCAAGAUGCGUAUCGUGAGAUCGAAGACGAUGUUACCAAGCCUCGACCGGGCGAGAAAGUCACCAAGGGCAAGGCUGACGCCCAACGCGAGAUUAUUGAUCGUACCAGGACUUGGAGGGACCAACCUAAGACACUCAAACGUCAACUUGAUAUGAGCGGAGGACCGAAACCGAAAAGAAGAAAACUUACUAAUGGAGCAUCGCAAAACGGCCAUGACUACGAUGCUCCGAAGCUGAAUCCUAACGUGAUAGUCAGAAUAAACUACGAGAGAUGUUUAGUUGAGCUACGGAACCAACGACUUGCGGAAUUUGCAACGGAAAUGCUUGGAGAAGUCACUGGCGAGGUCUAUCGCACAGUUCUCGACCUCUUGACCUCGGAUCUUCCUAGGUGCCGGCCAGAUCCUCUACUCGAUGAAGUGGCGGCCGGUCAACAGCCGACCGUUACGACUAUCGACAUCUUCGAACACCUGGAUGAAGACGUGAACGUGCAGGCCGGAAUUGGCAAAACUCCAAGGGACAAGAUUGAUUCUCAGAGCGCGGAGAGGAUCAGAGAGACUGUGCCGGAGUCGGAUGAUGACUCGGAUGAUUCAGACGCCGGUCCCCCUGGCAGAAAAAAGACCUUCGACGUUGAUGAGGAAGAAGAUGAUGAAUGGGCCGAGGACGACGAAGAACACGGGGCGACGAAUGGACAACAGGAGAACAAAGUACGAUUCGAAGACGCUACAAAUGGGAACGAUAGUCGAAUCUCGCAAAUGCGUCGCCAUCUUCUCUUACUUGCGGAAAGCAAGUACCCGUUCAUUCGUCAUUGUGGAAUGUAUGGCCGUGGACAGUGGACCGUGGACUUUGAUCGCCUGGUGAGCAAAUUGCGAGAAAUAGAGCUCGAUGCUAUCAUUGAGCAGUCGCAUGGCCGACAUGGUCUACGUUUGACCCGCAUUCUCCGGGAGAAGGGCAAGCUCGACGAGAAGAUGCUUCCAGCCGCCGCACUCAUGAAGAAGGGCGACGUGCAGGGUAAAAUGCUUGCGAUGCAGAUGGCGGGCAUAGUCGAUGUGCAAGAAGUGCCCAAGGACAGCAGUCGGCUUGCCAAUCGCACCUUAUUCUUCUGGUAUUUCGACAAGGAGCGGGCUCAGACGCAGAUACUGGAUGAUAUAUACAAAGCUAUGCUCCGAUGCUUGCAAACGCUUGAGGUCGAGCGCCACAAAGAACGCAACAUCCUCUCAUUCGUUGAGAGAAAGGAUGUACAGGGCAAAGAAGAAGAGGUCAUGACGGCAGAGCAUUACAACAAGUACAACACACAUCUCGAGGUGCAGAAUAAGCUGCUCGGGCAAGUCAUGCGUUUGGAUGAGUUGGUGUCUGUACUUCGCGACUACUAA